Messenger RNA from Ixodes scapularis (black-legged tick), 1854 nucleotides. RefSeq lists its product as uncharacterized. The record is from RefSeq and is a predicted model, not a curated record. NCBI's taxonomy places the organism in Eukaryota, Metazoa, Arthropoda, Arachnida, Ixodida, Ixodidae. The coding region runs from base 1 to 1854 and encodes 617 amino acids. The transcript has a single exon.
AUGAAGUAUGUCAGAGAGCGUAUGUUGUACGUCGAGCAUAGAGAAAUUCAGUUGGCCAAUCUGGGGAGCCCUGACUGCCCAAAGUCUGCUUUUUGCUAUGUGCCGAUUGAAAGCCUGCUCACAAAUUUGUUGACAACUGACGCCUCUGAACACAUUUUUGGUUCAAGGGACGUAGUGACGUCAGCUGGGGGAGCGCUUCAUGACGUAACCGAUGGGGAGUUCACUAAAGAGCUCAUACGCAAUGGGGACCAGGACAGCAUUUUAAUUCUUCUUUAUACGGACGAGCUGGAGAUCGUAAAUCCCCUUGGGUCAGCUGCCGGGACUCACAAGUUACUUGUCGUGUAUUUUUCCAUUGUUAAUUUCCACCCAAAGUACAGAUCGCAACUGUCCUCUAUGCAUGUCCUUGCUGUAGUGAAGUACGCAGACGUGAAAACCUACGGGUUACAGCCAAUUUUGGACCCGCUUCUUACUGAUUUAUCUCUACUGAGAGAGAGCGGCUUUGACGUCUGUCAUGACGGGGUCAACCAUCACGUGACUGUGACUGUUGUGGGCGUCGUUAGAGACAACCUUUCGCUACAUCGUAUUGGGGGGUUCAGCGCUUGCUUUGGGAAGGGAAAGGUGUGCAGAUUCUGCCUAGCAUCAUCUAAGGAGUUGAAGCGACUUCCCAACGAGCGCCUCUGUGUUAUCCGCACUGCGGACACACAGAAAAGCCACAUAGAGGCUGUUAACUUAAAUCCAGCGAGCGCCAAGCUGUAUGGCGUGAAAGGAGAAUCUCCGCUACUGACUCUCCCAGGAUUUGAUGUUACAUCACAGCUGCUUCCGGACGCAAUGCACGAUGUGCUGGAAGGAGGUAUUGCGUUUGUGCUAAAGCAUGUACUCAAGAGGCCUAUAUCCUCGCGUAUUCUUGAGCCUAGUUGCUUCGAUGCGAUUUCUGAGUUUCCGUUUGGAUAUCACGACAAAAAGUCAAAACCACCUUGCACGAACAAGGCGGAGGGUAAACUCAAAGGCACCGCAAGCCAAAAACUGUGCCUGUUUCGUUUGCUUCCUCAGCUGCUCAGUAAAGACAUUCCCGAGGGGAAUGUACACUGGGAGAUUUAUCUCAAGUACAGGGAAGUUGUGAAUAUUAUUUUAGCCAAUCAAAUCCCUGAAGACGUCGUUGCUUUCUUGGAAGUUCUGAUCGACACAUUUUUUAGGAAAUCUGUGAGUCGUUAUCCCGAAUCGAACCUAAUACCGAAGUUGCACUACCUGGUACACUAUCACAGAUUUAUUAGGAUGUUUGGACCGCCACGCCGUUUCUGGAGCAUGCGCUUCGAAUCGAAGCACGCCUACUUAAAGACCAUUGCCACCCGAUCACGAAAUUUCAGAAACAUCUGUAAGACUGUGGCCACGCGGUAUCAGGCAAAGCAGUGCUACGAGUUUUCGAGCCUUCGAUUAGACGAACCGCUGAGCACGUCAGGUAGCCAGAAACUUAAGUGGGAAAGUCUGGAGGAAGAUGUUCGGGAAAUGUUUCCCGAGAUACCGUCCUCAGGGGAGACCAUGUACAGUGUGGUGUCGGCGACAUUUGAUAAGUGUCAUUAUCGGAAGGGAGCCUACUGCACCGGCUGGGAGGACGAGCUGCCGGCGUUCUCGCAAGUAUUUGUCAUGAUCGUGUUUCGAGGCUCGCUCCUGAUCUUUGUCCAGAAACUGCACACUCUCAGAUUUUGCCGGCACAGGCAAAGUUACAAGGUAGUUCACAUGAACAAGUACUGUCUGCUAAACCCAAUGGAACAGUUCGAAUACCACGCGCUUGACUUGUACCCAACUGUUGAGGGGAACGAAGUGAUUCCAUACUUCGAGCUUUUUGAGAACGUUUAG